CACACACCCCAUGCCAUGCUGAAAACUAAAGUAUUCUAUGGCUUGAAAACACAUUGGCUGAGGAUUGUGUUUGCUACAGCAGCACUGAGACUAUGAAAAGGGGUGUCUAGAAAUUACUCGCUCCGUGUCCUGAAGAGUGCACAUGCUAAUACCUGGCACGGCACCAUAUGCCACAGCUACAGACCACCAGGUGGGAAAGCAGGAAGGCAUAUAAAGUGUAACUGACAGAAUGGCAGCCACCGUUACAGAGAGCAGCUCCGAGGAUCAAUCCAGACGAAUAUUCUGCAAGAACCCAUUUCUCAAUAUCAAGUUUUUUGUGUUCUGCCAUGGGUUUCUCCAGCUCUCCCAGCUCCUGCUAUCUGGCUAUCUGAAAAGCUCAAUUUCAACAAUUGAGAAGCGGUUUGGCUUAUCCAGUCAGACAUCCGGAUUGCUCGCUUCCUUCAAUGAGGUUGGGAACACAUUGCUGAUAGUCUUUGUAAGUUACUUUGGAAGCAGAGUGAACAGGCCCCGUUUCAUUGGCUGCGGCGCUAUUCUUGUAUCCAUAGCUGGGUUUCUCAUGUCUCUUCCUCACUUUAUAACCGGGCUCUACGAAUAUGACCAGUCCAUUGCCAGUGUGUUCAGCAAUUCUACUGAUCUCUGCCAACCUGCUAUAUCGACCAGAAACCUCAGUGACACAGACUGCACCCCACAUGCAGUGAAAGAAAACCGCGAGGUCCUGCUGAUCCUGUUUAUUGGCCAGGCUUUGCUAGGGAUUGGAGGAGUCCCCAUCCAGCCCUUUGGGAUCUCUUACAUUGACGAUUUUGCCAGUGAGAGAAACUCACCUCUCUAUUUAGGAAUCCUCUUUGCUCUGACUGUCAUCGGACCUGGCGUGGCAUUCAUGUUAGGAUCUGCCAUGUUGGGCUUUUAUGUGGACAUUGACAAAGUUCUCCCAGAGGAAAUUCAGCUCACUAACAAAGAUCCUCGAUGGGUUGGAGCCUGGUGGCUCGGCUUCCUGGUCGCAGCCACUCUUGUGGCCUUAUCUGCCAUCCCUUAUUUCUUCUUCCCAAAAGAAAUGCCUAAAGAGGUGGUGAAAGGGAGCAAGAGUAAAGUUAAGACGAGCAAAGACCUACUGAACGAGCUUAAAUCCAACUCGGAACUCUUGCAAAGCCUCUCCUUAACCCAGUUCAUAAAAAUCUUUCCUGCGGUUUUGUUGAGAAAUCUCCGACAUCCAGUCUAUCUGCUGGUGGUUUUGGCCCAAGUCAAUCUGUCCGCCAUGGUUGCUGGUUUAGCAACUUUCAUGGGCAAAUUCCUGGAGCGGCAGUUCUCUCUCACUGCAUCAUUUGCCAACAUGAUCAUAGGUUCUGUGAACAUCCCUGGAGCAAUGGUUGGAAUAGUGGCGGGUGGAGCCAUCAUGAAGAAGUUCCACAUGACUCUGAAACAGUGUGGUGGCAUGUGUGUCAUUGGCAUGCUCCUCUGUGUGAUCUUUGCCUUUCCCCUCCUCUUCCUGGGCUGCCCGACGCAGAAAGUUGCUGGCCUUAACUACAGACGAAGCUCUGAUGUUGGACCACACUCUUUUGAAUGUAACAGUAAAUGCAACUGCAUCGAUAAGGCCUAUAACCCUAUAUGUGGGGCUGAUGGGAUUGAAUACAUCUCUCCAUGUUUUGCUGGCUGUGAAGUUGUAAACUCUGUGGCCGAAAAUAAAGUUCUGAAUUAUACAAACUGCAGGUGCAUCUCUGCAAACGGGGCUGAAGGAUCCGCCUCCCCUGGGACCUGUGGCACAAAUUGCUCCCACCUCCUCUUACCCUUUAUUGUAAUUUCCUGCCUGGCUGGAAUCCUGGCAAGCACUUCACACACACCAUCCUUCAUGCUCAUCCUGAGGAGCGUUCAGCCUGAAGAUAAGUCAUUUGCUAUUGGGAUACAGUUCCUGCUGCUGAGAAUUUUAGCCUGGAUGCCAGGACCAGUGCUUUAUGGCAGUGCCAUCGACACAACCUGCAUCCUGUGGGAAAAGAAGUGCAAGAAGAACGCAGCUUGCAGAUACUAUGACAACGAUCUCUUCAGACAAAGAUUCCUUGGGCUCCAGUUUUUCUUUGAAGUGGGAGCUUUUCUGUGCUUCGUGGCUGUGUUCAUCAUUCUCAGACGACAAGAGAGGGAAACCAGGAAUGCCACAGAGCCAAAGACAAUUCCAGAGAAGGAGAAGCUGGCAGAAAAGUCAAGCAAAAACCUAGACUCCAAAGUCUGACUCAGAGAAAGUGAAUCACUAUUCCAUAUCUGCUGCCCAGGGAAGCACACGGAUUGCAUUUUACUGUUACUGUGAAGGAUGGAUGCUUGGGAUGAGCCUGAACAGGAGAUAAGCUUAUUUAUUUCCUGUCUUUAUCUUUGGCAGCUACAGCUUUUGUUCUUUCUUCUUCUUUUUUUUUUAUCUUCUAGUUUAUAUCUACCCAUGCUUGAGUGGUGCCUCAUGAGCUUGUUUGAUUGGGUUAAUCCCUUUGGACAUUGCAGCCUUAUAGAGUUAUAUCUUCCUAAGCAUUCAUUCAGCUGGCAAUCUGGAUGAUGCCAGCACUCUAAGCACUAAUACCUACAGCUGAAUUGUUUUUAUAAAGGUUUUUGUACAGUACACAAAUGUUUCUAUGUAUCCAAGUACAGUAUUCUGUACUUGGCCAUAAACACCAAUUAUCACAGCA
Mauremys reevesii (Reeves's turtle) is the source of this 2660-nucleotide messenger RNA. RefSeq names its product solute carrier organic anion transporter family member 2B1 (gene SLCO2B1). Gene Ontology annotation, cellular component: membrane. The coding region runs from base 230 to 2218 and encodes 662 amino acids. The record is from RefSeq and is a predicted model, not a curated record. Gene Ontology annotation, molecular function: protein binding; bile acid transmembrane transporter activity. NCBI's taxonomy places the organism in Eukaryota, Metazoa, Chordata, Testudines, Geoemydidae. The transcript has 16 exons. Gene Ontology annotation, biological process: sodium-independent organic anion transport; bile acid and bile salt transport; transmembrane transport.